AUGUCAGGCGCUGCUCCCGCACCUCCUGCUACUGCUGACAGUACUGCUCGCUCCCAGUGGCACACCCGUGAUGCCCACGCUCGCCUAGCCGUUCGCACCCACCUGCCGCUAGAUGAGCGCGAGCACUUCGGACAGCAUAAGACCGCUAAGGAGCUAUACGACGCAGUAGUCGCGCGCUACUCCUCCCCUGCCACUGCUGCUAUAGGCCGUCACUCUCUGCCCUACCUCUUCCCCGACCAGUCCGCCUUUGCCACUGUAGCUGACCUCAUCACCCACCUCCGUACCAGUGACCUCCGCUACCUCAGGGACCAGUUUCUCGCCCUCUCCCCCACUGACCUCACUGUCAACCUCCUCGAGAAGGAACUCCUAGCAGCUGAGAAGAGCAUUGUAGCUGUAGGUGCCUCUUGUGGUGACCCACGCACCCCCUUCUUUGAGGGGUGCUCCCCCUCCCCCCUCCUCCCCUCCAUUGCAUCUGCUACUGCUGUCGACUACCUCGGAGCUGAAGGGAUUGGGGCUGCGUCUGCUCCUAGUGGGAGGCGCAAGGGCGGGAGGGGCAAGGGGGGCAAGGGUGGUGGAGGUGGAGGUGGGGGCGGCGGCGGUGGAGGGGGUGGGGUGGGCGGGGGUGGUGGCGGAGGUGGGAGUGGCGCGGGUGGUGGGGGGGUCGGUGGCGGAACAGGGAGUGGUGGCGGCGGCGGUGGUGGAGGUGAUGGGGGCGGUGGUGGUAGUGGUGGCGGCGGUGGAGCGGGUGGCGGGCGCGGUGGAGCGGUACAGCGUGGGGGGUUCGGCGGUGGCCAGAGGCAGCAGCAGCAGCGUCCCGGUGAGACUCCCUCGCCCCACCAACUCUAUGAGUGGUACUCUCAGCGUGGGGGGUCUGGGGGUGGAGGUACCUGCCCUGAGGCUGCAGCUCUAGGUGCUAGCACGUCUGCUCCUCCAGGUCCUGGUGAGGCUGCUGCCCUAGGUGCUAGUGCGUCUGCGUCUGCUGGUACCGCACCUACUGAGGCACUACACACCUUCACACAGGACUCAGGUGCUUCCCGCUGUUUCUUUCGCGACCGCACUGCCCUCGAGCAGCUUCCUAGACCGGUUGCUGUCUCCCUGGCUGACCCCUCAGGGGGUCCGGUCCUUGCAACCUCCACCAGUGCCCUCCCUUGUCCUGCUGUCCCGUCUGGCAAGUUGUCGGGCCUCUACCUCCCCUCGUUCUCUACGAACUUGGUGGUGGGGUCCGCGCUCGAGGACGCGGGUGUUCACCAAUUCACCCCGGCCUACGAGCGUGUGACGCACUACACGUGUGCCCGGACGGGCCGUCACAUGGCUACCUUCACUCGGCAGCCGGGGUCGGACUUAUACACACUGACCACUGAGUCCCCUCAGGUAGCUGCGUCUGCGUCUGCGUCAGGUCAGCUCUCGGCCCCCUGCUCGUGUCGCUCCCUGUCGCACAGGACUGUCCUCUGGCACCACCGCCUUGGUCACCCGUCACUACAGCGCCUUCGUGGCAUGCACUCCAGGUACCUUGUCUCUGGUCUUCCCAGAGUUCUCCCUUCCCUGCCACCCUUGCCUGCUCCUCCCAGUCUUCUCUGUGUCGAAGGGCGGCAUCGCACCGCUCCUCACUCCUCCUCGUUCCCUCCCACAGAGGCUCCCCUGCAAUCUCUCCACCUGGACGUGUGGGGCCCCGCCCGCGUCCAGGGACAGGGCCACGAGCGGUACUUUCUGCUGGUCGUCGACGACUACACGCGCUACACCACAGUCUUCCCCUUGCGUACCAAGGCCUAUUGUGCGGAGCACGGCAUCUGCCAAACGUUCACUCUCCAGGCCUCUCCGCAGCAGAAUGGGGUUGCUGAGUGCCGCAUUGGUCUUGUCAUGGAGGUCGCUCAUACCUCCAUGAUCCUUGCGGCUGCCCCUCAUUUCCUGUGGCCGUUUGCAGUGCAGUACGCCGCGCAUCAGCUCAACCUCUGGCGCCGUGUCUCCGUUCCGGAGACCUCGCCCACCCUGCGUUGGACGGGGGAGGUUGGUGAUGCGUCGGUGUUCCGAGUCUGGGGAUGUCAAGCUUUUGUCCGCGAUACGUCCGCGGACAAGCUCUCGUCCCGUGCCGUUCCCUGUGUCUUCCUUGGCUUUGUCCCUGACGCGCCUGGCUGGCAGUUUUACCACCCCACCUCGCGUCGUGUCUUCGCCUCUCAAGACGUCACCUUUGACGAGUCGGUUCCCUUUUACCAUCUCUUCCCCUACCACACUGCCCCGCUCCCCCCCCCGCCACUUUUCCUCACCCCAGGUGUCCCGUCGGUAGACCCCCUCCCUCCUCAGGGUGCUGCUCACUCAGGUGUUUCCCAGGUAGACCCAGUCGAGUCUGUCGAGGUAGCUGUUGACUCAGGUCCUGCGCGAGGUACUGAGCGUGCUGAGCCUGGUGGUGCUGGGUCUGGGGGCACUAAGACUGGGGGUGCUGAGCCUGGGGGUGCGGAGACCGGGGGUGCUAAGCCUGGGGGUGCGAAGACUGGGGGUGCUGAGUCUGGGGGUGCGAAGACUUUGGGUGAUGAGCCUGGUGGCGCUCCCUCUUCACAGCAGCUGCUUGAGUGGUACUCCCAGCGCUACAGCCUCCGUUGUGGGGCUACUGGAGCUGGGGGGUCAGCUGGAGUCGGGGCUGGUGGCCCAGCACGUGCAGUGCCGCAGCUAGAGCCUCCCUCCCCUCAGCGGCUACGUGAGUGGUAUGCUCGGCGCUGCAGCCUCAGGAGUGGAGCUCCUGGUGUUGAGGUACCGCCAGCUAGAGGCCCUGCUACUGGAGAUACUGCUGGUGCUGCUGGAGGUGCUGCUAGUGCUGCUGGAGGUCCUGGAGCUGCUGGAGGUGCUGCUGGUGCUGCUGGCGGUUCUGGAGCUGCUGGAGGUGCUGCCGGUGCUGCUGGAGGUGCUGCCGGUGCUGCUGGAGGCUCUGGAGCUGCCGGAGGUGCUGCUGGUUCAGCUAGUGGUUCUGGUGCUGUCUCUGCUGCUUCUGGGGGCACUUCACGACCGCGGCCGUACUUCGUUCCGCUCCUUCAGCAGGUUCUUGGUCAGCCGCCUCCUCCUAGUCCUCCUCCCUCCUUAGAGUGUGCUCCGCCUGUCCAGUCGCAGUCCCAGCUCCCGCCUGCCUCGCGACUUCCUGGUCCUUCUCCCUAUACUGAUCCGACAGGCGGUCUUACAGAACUUCGUGAGCCUCAGUCUCGUCCUGUGUCGCCUGUGUCUCGUCCUGUGUCACCUGUUCGUGCUGCUCGCACUGGUCCCCGUGGUCAGCGUGAGCGUCCUCCACCUGUGCUUGGCACACACUUUAUGACUCUACGUCCUUCCACUGCUUCAGAGCGUGUCCCUCUGCCGUCUCCUCUUGAGUCCUCUCUUCCUGUCCUUGCUGACCCGGAGUCUGACUCUCUUUGUGCUGCCAGUCCUACUGUCACCCGUCUCCUGGCCACUGCUGACACUGACCCUUCCUUUGAGUCUGCUGCUGCGUCUGCCCUAGUUGGUGAGCUUGUCGACUUUGCUGCUCACUGUCGUCUAGACUACGCUCCGAGUCUUGUUGCUGAGUCUGAGUCUGUCUGUCCUCCGUCCGUCGGGGGUGAGUGUGCUCUAGGCACGGACGUCCUUGAGGACACAGAGGAGGACCUUGAGUGUCUUGCAGCCGCUGCGCCUCAUCUCGUGUCCAUGCUGAUUGCCCGUGAGGGAGAACUGGAUGCUCCAGACAUCCCGACCCCGCGCUCUUACGCUGAGGCGAUCGCGGGUGAGUACUCCUCUCAGUGGCUGACAGCUAUGGACGUAGAGAUGGCAUCCUGGAAGUCCACUGGCACUUACGUCGACGAGGUUCCCCCUCCUGGGGCGAACAUCGUCAGUGGCAUGUGGAUUUUCAGGGUGAAGCGGCUGCCGGGUUCUCCGCCUGUCUUCAAGGCUCGUUACCGUGACUACGAGCUUCACUCUCUUGACUUCAGCACAGCUUUCUUGCAGGGCAGCCUGCACGAGGAGAUCUUGCUGCGCCGCCCUCCUGGCUUCACUGGGUCGUUUCCUCCUGGUACCGAGUGGAGCCUCCGGCGGCCGGUCUAUGGUCUCCGCCAGGCGCCACGUGAGUGGCACGACACACUGAGGACUACUCUUGCGGCACUUGGGUUCGCGCCUUCUACUGCUGACCUGUCGCUGUUUCUGCGCACGGACACUUCGCUGCCGCCGUUCUACAUCCUCGUGUACGUCGACGACUUGGUCUUUGCCACUGCUGACACUGAGGCUCUCGCCAAUGUGAAGUCGGAGCUGCAGAAGAGACACACGUGCACAGUCCUGGGUGAACUGCGCAGCAACCUUGGCUUGCAGAUCACCCGGGACAGAGCACGCCGCACCAUCACACUGACUCAAAGCUUCGGCUUCACCUUGUCUUCAGCACAGGCCACUCCUCUUGCUAUAGCUCACUCGCUCUCAGCUCUGCCUUCGGAUGAGUCCGUAGAGCCGAGUGGUCCUUACCCAGAGCUAGUUGUUCUCAGCUCUAGUUGUGAGGCUGAGAUCUACGCCACAGCCAUGGCUGCACAGGAGUUACGCUGGCUCACCUACAUGCUGACCGACCUGGGAGAGCGGCCUCGUUCUCCUCCAGUGCUGUACGUCGACAACAAGGCUGCCAUUGCCUUGUGUGAGGAGCACGGACUGGAGCACAGAACGAAGCACAUCGCUCUACGUUACUUUCUGGCUCGAGAGCUGCAGCAGCCCGGUCAGCUUCGUCUGCGUUACGUGGCCACUCAGGCCAACACUGCUGAUAUAUUCACCAAGGCACUUCAGCCUGGUGAUCAUCAGCACUUCUGUACUUUGUUAGGGCUUGUGCCCACUUUGCCUCACUUGCUGUAG
This is a messenger RNA of Closterium sp. NIES-65, 4833 nucleotides long. The record is from the annotation of a GenBank genome assembly. Lineage: Eukaryota; Viridiplantae; Streptophyta; Zygnematophyceae; Desmidiales; Closteriaceae.